AUGGCUGAUUCCGGACGUAGCCCACGCCCAGCUGGUGGAGCUGUCAGGCAGCGUAGAGGAGGAGCAACUGCUGCUCCAGCUCGCGCUCGCGGUGGUAAUAAUGGAGGACUCUGGCGUUUCUACACCGAAGAUUCUACUGGACUCAAGAUCGGACCAGUUCCAGUUCUCGUCAUGAGCCUCGUCUUUAUCGCUUCGGUCUUUGUCUUGCACAUUUGGGGAAAAUUCAUGAGGAGCCGUGCUUAA
Messenger RNA from Caenorhabditis bovis, 243 nucleotides. NCBI's taxonomy places the organism in Eukaryota, Metazoa, Nematoda, Chromadorea, Rhabditida, Rhabditidae. The record is from the annotation of a GenBank genome assembly.